This is a messenger RNA of Sclerotinia sclerotiorum 1980 UF-70, 1524 nucleotides long. RefSeq lists its product as hypothetical. Gene Ontology annotation, molecular function: protein-disulfide reductase activity; protein disulfide isomerase activity. Bases 1 to 1524 code for a protein of 507 amino acids. The record is from RefSeq and is a predicted model, not a curated record. Gene Ontology annotation, biological process: response to endoplasmic reticulum stress. Gene Ontology annotation, cellular component: endoplasmic reticulum lumen. Lineage: Eukaryota; Fungi; Ascomycota; Leotiomycetes; Helotiales; Sclerotiniaceae. The transcript is spliced from 2 exons.
AUGGUCAACACUGCACUUAUUUAUACUGCAGCUGCAGCUUGGUUGUGUGCUUUGCCCGCGGUUCAUGCUGGAUUGUACCCAAGGAGUUCAGCUGUGUUGUCAAUCGAUGGAAAGGAUUAUGAUCGUAUGAUCGCUCAAUCUAACUAUACUUCCAUUGUCGAAUUCUACGCUCCAUGGUGUGGACAUUGCAAGAACCUUCAACCUGCAUACGAAAAAGCUGCCAAGAACCUCGCCGGCCUCGCAAAAGUAGCAGCAGUUAAUUGUGAUGAAGAAUCAAAUAAAGCUUUCUGCGGAGGAUUUGGUGUGCAAGGUUUCCCUACUCUCAAGAUUGUUAAACCUGGAAGCAAGCCCGGAAAACCCAUCGUUGAAGAUUAUAACGGACCACGAACUGCAAAAGGAAUUGUUGAUGCGGUUGUAGAUAAAAUCCCAAAUUUUGUCAAGAAAGUUACGGACAAGGAUUUGGAGAGUUUCCUAGCUGACGCGAACGACACUGCAAAGGCAAUUCUGUUCACUGAUAAAGGAAAAACAAGUGCCACGUUGAAAGCCAUCGCCAUCGAUUUCAAGGGUAGUAUUAAGGUGGCACAAAUCAGAAACACAGAGAAAGCAUCCGUUGAAUUAUUUGGUAUCACUGAGUUUCCUACACUUAUUCUGUUACCUGGGGGUAAAGCAGCUGAAGGAAUUGUAUAUGAUGGUGAAUUGAAAAAGGAUGGCAUGGUCAAGUUCCUCACGCAAGCUGCCGAACCCAAUCCGGACCCACCAGCAGCAAAAGCAAAGGCUCCAAAAUCCAACGCAAACAAAAAGUCUUCAUCGAAAGCAAAGAAAUCAUUUGAGUCUGCAUCAGAAUCUCACGCCAAAUCCGAGAAGCCUGUCACCCAAACAGACGAAACAUUAGAAGACCAACCAACCGAAUCACCAUCACCGGAGGUCGAAACAGAGAAACCCAUUGUUCUUCCACCGGCGCCAGCGAUUCCUGUUCUUAAGACUGAAGACGAUCUCAAGAAGAAUUGUCUUGGUCCCAAAACCGGGACAUGUAUUCUUGCACUUCUUCCAGAUACAUCAAGCGAGAUUACGGAUUCGGCUUCUACUUCCUUGGCUGAAGUGUCCCACAAGCAUCAUUUACACCAACGAAAGUUAUUCCCAUUCUAUAUCCUGCAGGCCGAAAACCCUGGAUUCUCUCAGAUCAAAGAAGCUCUAGGACUGAAAAGUGAUGUUGAGGUCAUUGCUGUUAAUGGGCGACGGAAUUGGUAUCGAGCCUUGCCUGGCAAGGGGGAUUCUCUAGUGGCUGAAGAUUUGACAAUCGAAGCGAUUGAAAACUGGGUCGACGGUAUCAGGUUGGGUGAGGGUGAGAAGAAAAAGAUUCCAGAAAGUCUCAUUCCUGAGGAAGUUGAGGAAAUUAUUGUGGAAGAGGCAGCUCCGGAACCAGAACCAAAAGCCGCAGAAGAGCCUAUCAUAGUCGUUGAGGAGCUUCCGGAAGAUGGGGAACCACCAGCUCCAGAGCCUAAGAUUAAGCAUGGGGAACUCUAA